Molecule: messenger RNA, 1056 nt
Organism: Gracilinanus agilis (Agile Gracile Mouse Opossum)
Lineage: Eukaryota; Metazoa; Chordata; Mammalia; Didelphimorphia; Didelphidae
Product: olfactory receptor 10C1-like
Exons: 2
Coding region: 1-1056 (351 amino acids)
Biological process (GO): G protein-coupled receptor signaling pathway
Cellular component (GO): membrane
Molecular function (GO): G protein-coupled receptor activity; olfactory receptor activity
Source: RefSeq, a predicted model, not a curated record
AUGAACUCCAGGUACAUGGUAUCUUUGGACAACCAUACAUAUAUCACCCAGUUUGUUUUUUCCAACUUCUCUGAUGUCCGUGAGCUAUGCUACCUUCUUUUUGCCAUUGUCCUGUUAAUGUUCCUGACAUCACUUACAGGCAAUACCCUGAUAGGUAUUGUUAUACAGUCCACACCAGCCCUCCAUACUCCAAUGUAUUUCUUUCUAUUAAAUCUCUCCUUCUUGGAGAUUGGUUACACCUGUAGUGUGGUGCCCAAGAUGCUUCAGAGUCUAGUAAGUGAGAACCGGGAAAUCUCCCGCUUGGGUUGUGCCACCCAGAUGUUUUUUUUCGCCCUAUUUGGGAUCAGUGAGUGUUGCCUUUUGGCAGCCAUGGCUUUUGACCGUUAUGUUGCCAUUUGUACUCCACUACGCUAUGCUACAAGAAUGAGCUGGAGUGUGUGCACCCAACUAGCAGGAGUUUCAUGGAGCAUAGGUGCUCUGGUAGCACUAGGACAGACCAAUUAUAUCUUCUCUCUCAACUUCUGUGGCCCCACCAAGAUUAACCAUCUAUUCUGUGACAUUCUCCCUGUUAUUGCACUGGCCUGUGGAGAUACUUCACAUAAUCAGAUGGCAGUCUAUGCAGUGGCUUUUCUAUUCAUUGCCAGUCCUUUCUUACUCAUCAUUGCCUCAUAUGGAUUCAUCCUAGCUGAUGUACUAGCUAUGUCUUCACCUGAAGGACAGCGCAAGGCUCUCUCAACCUGUUCUUCCCACCUCAUUGUGGUAACACUCUUCUAUGGCUCUGGCUCUAUAACAUACUUGAGACCCAAAGCUAGUCACUCUCCAAUCCUGGACAAACUGCUGGCCCUCUUUUACACUGUGGUAACAUCCAUGCUCAACCCUAUCAUCUAUAGUUUAAGGAACAAAGAAGUCAAAGCAGCUCUCCAGAAAACCUUGGGGAAAAUAACAUGUUCUGUCCAAGGUGGCUGUUUCACGGACCCCACUGUUGUAACCGGCUGGUUCCGGACAAGUGGCGCCCAACGUGUGGGUCAUGGAGAAAACAGAUUACCGGACAACUGA